Molecule: messenger RNA, 528 nt
Organism: Cooperia oncophora
Lineage: Eukaryota; Metazoa; Nematoda; Chromadorea; Rhabditida; Trichostrongylidae
Source: the annotation of a GenBank genome assembly
AUGACUUCUCCAACGUUUGCAAGCACGACGUUGACGCUGGCGAGUGUAAUGGCGUAUUCCAGCGCUUCGCCUUCGAUACUGAGUCCGGCGAAUGCCGUCCGUUUUCUUACGGUGGUUGUGGAGGCAACGGAAACAACUUCGCCACACUUGCAGAGUGCCGUAUUAAAUGCCAAAAAGGCGAUGUUCGUAUUUUCCCUCGUUGCUCUGUCCCCUGGCAACCUCUGCGAACACGACAUCGAAGUUGGAGAGUGCAGUGGAGUUUUUGUGCGAUUUGGUUAUGAUAAGUCGACGAACGAUUGUCGUCAAUUCACCUAUGGAGGAUGCGGAGGUAACGGCAACAACUUUGCCACAAUCCAAGAAUGCCGAAAUGUGUGCGUAAAGAAAGUGUGCAAUCCGAAUCCGCAGUGCGACUUGACUCGUUGCCAAAUUGUCAACGAUCGUAACGGAUGCCCCUUCUGCAGCUGUCCACCUACAAAUCAGCCAAUGCCACCAGGUACGCUUUCUUCAAGUUAUUUUGCACUCUGGUAG